AUGGGGUUCAUGGUGGCACAAAAAGGAGGUCCGAACAGGGUGGAAUUCACAAAAAAAGAUCUAUACAAUCAUUUUGACAGAUCGAGGCGUACAAAGAUAAAAGAUGGUGAUGCACAUGCAGUAUUGAGUUACCUAAUUUCUAAGGCAGAUGAAGAUUCACUAUUGCAAGGGAAGUUUACUUUGAAGGAUGGUAAGUUUGAUAAUUUAGUGUGGACCGAUGGAUCUAGCAUCACUGAUUACCAAUGUUUUGGUGAUGUGUUAGCCUUCGACACGACAUACCAAAAAAAUAAGUAUAAUAGGCCGUUGGUUGUCUUCUCAGGAACAAAUCAUCAUGGACAAACAUGCAUUUUUGGUUGUGGUUUAUUAUCCGAUGAGAAGCGAAAAAUCUAUGUUUUGGUGUUGAAUAUGUUCAUGGAGAUAAUGGGUAAUAAACAACCUAUAGCUGUGGUGACAGAUGGAGAUCUUGCAAUGAGGGAGGCAAUAAAAGAAGUUCUUCCAAACGCUGCACACCGUCUUUGUGCAUGGCAUCUCUACCGUAAUGCCUGUGAAGCUAUAAAGAAUUCAAAAUUCUUAGAUGGGUUAAAGCACCUAAUGUAUGGAAAUUUUUUUUCUGAAGAGUUUGAGAGAAGAUGGCAUAACUUGAUAUCUGAGUAUGGGCUUUCUGAGAAUGAAUGGUUGCAAAAGACAUACGGAAUCAAAGAAAUGUAG
This is a messenger RNA of Arachis ipaensis, 708 nucleotides long. RefSeq names its product protein FAR1-RELATED SEQUENCE 5-like. Lineage: Eukaryota; Viridiplantae; Streptophyta; Magnoliopsida; Fabales; Fabaceae. The record is from RefSeq and is a predicted model, not a curated record.